Temnothorax curvispinosus is the source of this 1596-nucleotide messenger RNA. RefSeq names its product aspartate aminotransferase, mitochondrial (gene Got2). The record is from RefSeq and is a predicted model, not a curated record. Gene Ontology annotation, biological process: L-aspartate catabolic process; biosynthetic process. Gene Ontology annotation, cellular component: mitochondrion. Lineage: Eukaryota; Metazoa; Arthropoda; Insecta; Hymenoptera; Formicidae. The coding region runs from base 111 to 1403 and encodes 430 amino acids. Gene Ontology annotation, molecular function: L-aspartate:2-oxoglutarate transaminase activity; pyridoxal phosphate binding. The transcript has 8 exons.
GUCGUCUGUCGUGUGUCGGCGUGUCGGCCCAGUUGAGUUCUAUUUCAUCCGAAAUUAGCUGAGGUUAGCUCCCGUUCAGCAAGGGAGAAUCGUGAAGGAUUAUACUCCAAAUGGCACAUGCAACGAGGCUGCUCAUAACAACCGGGAAUUUCUUUAAAAACACCUGCAAUCCCUUUUCGAUGGCCGCGAGAUUCUCUAGCUCAUGGUGGUCUCAUGUUGAAAUGGGACCACCAGAUGCCAUUCUGGGAGUCACUGAGGCUUACAAGAGAGAUCAGAAUCCGAAAAAAGUCAAUUUGGGUGCUGGCGCUUAUAGAGAUGAUAAUGGCAAACCGUAUGUUCUUCCGAGUGUUCGUAAGGCAGAAGAGAAAAUACGAAUCAAAGAAAUGGACAAGGAAUACUCGACAAUUGCUGGCAAUAUCGAGUUUUGCCAGCAAAGUAUUAAUCUAGCUCUUGGAGAUGGAAAUGAAGUUGUCACAAAUGGAUUGAAUGCAACAAUCCAAGGAAUUUCUGGUACUGGUUCUCUGUUUGUUGGAGCACAAUUUCUGUCUCAUCAUUUUGCUGGCAAUAAGGACAUUUAUCUACCAACUCCUACUUGGGGGAAUCACAUUCCUCUUUUUAAACUUGCCGGGCUUACAGUCAAGUCCUAUCGGUAUUAUGAUCCGAAAACAUGUGGUUUAGAUUUUAAAGGAUUAAUGGAAGAUAUAUCUAAUAUCCCUGAGAGAUCAAUUAUCCUUCUACAUGCAUGUGCUCACAAUCCCACCGGUGUUGAUCCCAAACCGGAACAAUGGGGAGAAUUGUCCACUCUGAUAAAGAAGAAAAAUCUGUUUCCAUUCUUUGAUAUGGCAUAUCAAGGCUUUGCCUCAGGAGAUCUUACAAGAGAUGCUCAUGCAGUCAGACUAUUCAUUGAGGAAGGUCACAAAAUUGCCUUAGCUCAAUCCUUUGCAAAGAAUAUGGGUCUUUAUGGUGAACGCAUUGGAGCGUUCAGUUUAGUAACAUCUAGUAAGGACGAGGCUGCACGUACCCUGUCACAAUUGAAGAUUCUGAUUAGGCCGAUGUAUUCAAACCCACCGAUUUAUGGAGCCCGUAUAGUUAAUGAGAUCCUCAGCGAUCCUGAAUUGCGAAAGGAGUGGUUACGUGAUGUGAAGGGUAUGGCCGAUCGUAUUAUUUCAGUUCGCACAAAGCUGCGUGACAAUCUGAAGAAGAACGGCAGCACUCGUGAUUGGUCUCACAUUACGAAUCAGAUCGGAAUGUUCUGUUACACUGGUCUAAAGCCAAACGAGGUGGAAAGACUCACAAAGGACUUCAGCGUUUAUCUUACUAAGGAUGGCCGUAUCUCCAUGGCUGGCGUGACGUCGAAAAACGUAGAAUAUCUGGCGCAUGCAAUGCACGAAGUUACCAAGUAACUUCCUCUACACUAUUGGCAACAUACUAUCAUUCACCCAAAACCGCCUUGUCAAUAUCCAAUAAUAAUAUAUAGCGCCCACUAUCUCUAUUUUAUUGUAUACGAAUUGAACAAUUCAAAGUAACAUUUAAUCAAGAUCAUGGAAAAAUAUGUAAGAACCACACAGCACGGAUAUGAAAUGAUAUGUUCUUCAA